UUAACUUUAACAUGGUUAGCUUUCAAGGUUUUAUACUUGUCUUUUUGAUUUGGCUCAUUUCUACCCUAAUACUCCGAGCCAUAUUCAGAAGUCGAAUCACCUCUAAACUUCCCCCUAGCCCUCUUAGGCUCCCAAUUAUCGGUCAUCUCCACCUUCUUACUCCUAUACCACAUCAGGCUCUUCACAAGCUCUCCAUCCGGUAUGGCCCUUUAAUACAUAUCUUUCUUGGCUCUAAUCCUUGUGUUGUUGCCUCAUCUCCUGAAAUGGCUAAAGAAUUCCUGAAAACACAUGAAACAUCUUGGUCAGGGCGUCCCCAAACAGAGGCCUCGAAUUACUUAACAUAUGGUUCACAAGACUUUACUUUUGCUCCUUAUGGACCAUACUGGAAGUUUAUGAAGAAAGUAUGCAUGUCUGAGCUCCUUGGUGGGCGAACUCUGAAUCUUUUACAACCUGUAAGGCAUUGUGAGGUUAAAACGCUAGUGAACGCAUUGCUACAAAAGGCCAAAACUGGAGAGGUGGUUGACGUUGGAUGUGAGCUUAUGAGACUGACCAACAAUGUGAUUUCAAGAAUGAUUAUGAGGGUGAGGUGUUCAGAGGAUGAGGAUGAAGCUGUGGAAGUUAAGAGGUUGAUUAAAGACGUAAGUGAUGCCUUAGGAAAGUUUAAUCUCUCUGACCAUAUAUGGUUCUGCAAGAAUUUAGAUUUGCAGGGAAUGAAAAAGAAGCUACACGAAAUCCGUAGAAGGUAUGACAUUAUGAUGGAGAGGAUCAUAGAGGAGCACAGAGACACAAGGAGAAAGAAGAUAGAAAAUGGUGAUGAUGGGGAUGCAGACAAGGACUUGCUUGAUAUCUUACUUGACAUAUCAGAAGAUGAGAGCCUGGAGAUUAGAUUAAGCAUGGAGAACAUCAAGGCUUUUAUACUGGAUAUAUUUGCAGCUGGAACAGACACAUCUGCCAUAACAACAGAAUGGGCACUUGCAGAGCUGAUCAACCAUCCAAAAAUUAUGGAAAAAGCAGUACAGGAGAUAUAUUCUGUUGUUGGAAAAAACAGGUUAGUCAAAGAAUCUGAUAUCAUGCAUCUUCCUUACCUUCAAGCUAUCGUGAAGGAAACCUUAAGACUUCACCCUACCGGUCCACUAUUCAUCAGAGAAGCCAGUGAAGAUUGCACCAUUGCAAGUUACCGCAUACUAGCAAAGACUAGACUAUUUGUUAAUGUUUGGGCACUUGGUCGAGACCCAAAGUAUUGGGAAAACGCACUUGAAUUUAAACCAGAAAGAUUUAUUGUGAGUGCAGAGGAUCGAGAGAGUGGAAAGAUACAGUUGGAUAUCAGAGGACAGCAUUUCCAGCUGUUGCCAUUUGGAAGCGGAAGAAGAGGGUGUCCAGGGGUUUCACUAGGAUUGCUUGUGGUUCAAACGACCCUUGCUGCGAUGAUACAAUGCUUUGAGUGGAAAAUAGGAGGUGAAAGGAACAAUGGUAAUACGAUUCUAGACAUGGAAGAGAGUGCAGGUUUGACAUUAACUAGGGCUCAUCCUUUGGUCUGUGUUCCAGUUGCUAGGCUCAAUCCAUUUCCAUCAACUUAGUAGUUAACAAGGGGUAAAUUCUCGUGAAUCAACACUUCUUUAGCUUCAAUUCGGUCAUAUAAGAAUCUUUGAUCCUUCUGCUGUCAAUUCUUUAAAGUAACUCUCAAGGGGAUCCCUGCCUUCUGUACGAAAUUCCUUGAAUUAUUUGGUAACUAGCAAAAGCAUUAAACAGACCGUCAGCUAAAAAUUGACAUGAUAAUAAGAGAUAAAAGUAUCAGCCACUUGAACAAAAAUAGACAACAAUGUUCAGACAAACAGAAUUUUAGAACAAAGGUACAAUCCGAUUCAGCCACCAAGUUAACCUUGAAAUAAAUGGUGAAGCAUCACAAUUCCAACUCUUUAGCAUCAAAUUGCUCCUGCGCAUUACUUUAUCCAGUCUGAGAAUCCAAGUAAGAGACGAAUCAGCUGAAAAAAUCUAAAAAUUGGAACCACGGCACAAGGCUCCCAUCAU
This is a messenger RNA of Daucus carota subsp. sativus, 2028 nucleotides long. Its product is annotated as cytochrome P450 93A3. NCBI's taxonomy places the organism in Eukaryota, Viridiplantae, Streptophyta, Magnoliopsida, Apiales, Apiaceae. The record is from RefSeq and is a predicted model, not a curated record. Gene Ontology annotation, molecular function: iron ion binding; heme binding; monooxygenase activity. The transcript has 2 exons. Bases 12 to 1577 code for a protein of 521 amino acids.